Molecule: messenger RNA, 1951 nt
Organism: Papilio xuthus (Asian swallowtail)
Lineage: Eukaryota; Metazoa; Arthropoda; Insecta; Lepidoptera; Papilionidae
Gene: ninaG
Product: neither inactivation nor afterpotential protein G
Exons: 11
Coding region: 69-1925 (618 amino acids)
Molecular function (GO): oxidoreductase activity, acting on CH-OH group of donors; flavin adenine dinucleotide binding
Source: RefSeq, a predicted model, not a curated record
GUUGCAUGUCACAAGCUAUACUGUAAUAAGGAAUCAAAUAUUGCCUUAUUACUUAGUUAAUUCCGAUAAUGAAUAUUUUUUCGUUUUUUAUAAGUUUUGUGGUUGCGGUCAUAUCGUAUUUAGUGUACACAAGUUAUGUGAAUACAUAUUCAAGCAUAGUAACUAAACCUGAUAAGAGAUAUGAUUAUAUAAUUGUGGGUGCAGGUACAGCGGGUUGCGUGUUGGCCGCGCGAUUAUCCGAGGAUCCUGACGUCAAAGUGUUGCUGGUGGAAGCUGGAGACCAGAUGGGUUUCUUCACCAAAAUUCCGCUCACAUCCACCGCUGCGCAGCAGGGCCCUAACGACUGGUCGGUCAGGACGACGCCGCAGAAGUACUCAUCUUUCGGACUUUGGGAUCAGACACAAAUUAUACCGAGAGGCAAAGGUCUAGGAGGUUCAGGUCAGAUAAACUUCCUACUGCACGGUUUCGGACUACCUGAGGACUACAACAGAUGGUCUAGGAAGGGCUUCAAGGGCUGGACUUUUAAGGACUUGAAGCCUUACUUCAUCAAGGCCUUCGGGACCACCAUGAGCGAAUAUGAUUCAACACAUUGUCACGAAACGUCGCGAUGUAAUGCGGCGCCAAUGAAACUAAAGUUACUGUCGGAAGACAACGAGCUGAUGAAGACAUUCAAGCAAGCUUCAUCAGCCCUGGGCGGGCGCGGCACCGUGUUACGUCGGCCCGCCGCCACAGUCAGCGCAGGACUACGCCACUCCUCCUGGGACGGGUACUUGAAGCCUGCCAUGCAGAGACCUAAUCUACAUGUUUUGCUUAACACGCAAGCGGUGUCUAUUCGCUUCGACAACGUAACAGCGACGUCACUGUACAUUCUGCAGAACCACCGCAACCUCGACAACAUCUUUGUGGACCGUGAGAUCAUCCUGUGCGCGGGAGCCAUCAAGUCUCCGCAGAUAUUGAUGCUGUCUGGUAUAGGAAGACGGGAUCUUAUAAAACGGUUAAAGCUAAACCUUGUGGUAGAGAACGCGCACGUGGGCGCCAAUCUGCACGACCACAUGAACAUGCCGCUGUACGUCAGCGUGAGGAAGCCUGUCAGCAUCACGCUCGCCAAGGUCUUCACUGCUACCACGCUCUGGGACUACGUUUGGAGAAGACAAGGCUACCUGUCGUUCCCGCCGGUGUCUGGUGUGGAGUACCAGAACAAGUCCGCGGUGAUGGUGUUCGCGCUGGGCUCGGCCAGCGAGCGGCUGCUCAGAGACCUCUCCAACUACAAACAUCAGGUGUACCGCGACACUUAUCCGUUCCACAAUGACACGCGCAAGGAGGGCUUCAUGUUCCUGACGACGUGCUCGCAGCCGCGCUCCCGCGGACAAGUCACGCUGCGCGACUCCAGCACCUCCGUCCCGCCACUCCUCGACACCAACUACCUGCAUCAGUAUCAUGAUGUCGCGUGCAUGAUUAAAGCUAUUCGUCGUGCGGAACGUCUGGUGUCAACGAAGGCAUUCCAAGAGAUAGGGGCCAGAAUACACUGGCCGCGGCCCGAGCGCUGCAGGACCUUCUGGAGGUACAGCGCAGAGGACCAGGCUGGAUUGAAGCCCAAGAGGAAGAGAUUCAAAUCAACGAAACAGGAAAAAAAGCCAAAAGAAGCUGCUAAUGUCAAACCAAAGUCACCAAAAAUGAGUCCCCCUGACGAGUACUUGGAGUGCUUGUUGCGAGAGGUCGCGGUGACCGGCCACCACGCCGCCGGCACCUGCGCAGGAGGUACCGUCGUUGAUAACCACUUAAGAGUGAAAGGCGUCAAGGGGUUAAGAAUAAUGGAUGCCAGUGUAUUACCUACGCCGCUAUCUCUGUAUCCAAACUCAGUGCUGGUCGGAAUGGCAGAAAAGGCUGCAGAUCUUAUACGUAACACUCCCGAAACGUUAAUUUAAUAAAGUUAAUUUUGAUUUAUUGAUAC